Colletotrichum costaricense is the source of this 660-nucleotide messenger RNA. RefSeq lists its product as uncharacterized. The transcript has a single exon. The coding region runs from base 1 to 660 and encodes 219 amino acids. Lineage: Eukaryota; Fungi; Ascomycota; Sordariomycetes; Glomerellales; Glomerellaceae. The record is from RefSeq and is a predicted model, not a curated record.
AUGAUUAAUUCCCUCCACUCAUCAAGCUUCGCUCCCACCGUCACUACUCCGUCCAGUGCGUCCACUACGGACACUCUCACUCAUUUCCAUGACACCGUCGCACAACACGACACGAACUGGAAAAGGAAGCCAACCUUCAUCAAUCACUACAAUUUACAGUUACACGGUGGACGACCGCUACAGCACCGCGAACCGGCAGCAAGGAGCAAAAGCCGUGAACCAUCAUGCGAUACCUUGCUCCGUAAAGAACAGCAGAAACAAGCAAACACGUACGCAAACACGCAAACAUCCCACACCAUCUGCCGUCGAACAGCCUUGCACUCUCUGGUCGCACUUUGGCUUCGCAAACUCGAGGCUGGCGCUGAUCUUGCACACAAAUCAUUGACCGCCCUACCCCGUACUCUGCAACGCGCAGCACUCACUCUCUCUCGCGCUCGCCUUCACGUGCCUACCCUCGUUCCUCCAGCCAGACAGACAGCCACCCACAACCCACUAUCCGUAUUCCGUACCAAUGCGCAGAUGGGCUUUGCUCGCUCAUUGCUGGGCCGGCUGUUCGGGCUAUCCAUGCUCCAUCCCACUCAGACCAGCCCUGCCAAACUGCUACCCUCAGGGGUCUUCAAUCUUGCGCCGAUGAACCCUGGCCCCUCAACACGUCCUUGA